AUGAAAUUCCUACUACUACCUCAAACUUAUCAUAGUGGUGAAAUACAUUGCUUAGAUAUCAACAACGAUAAUUCUGGACUAAUCACCGGUGGAGUUGACAAUUAUAUUAAUGUUUGGAACUUACAAGAACUAAUACAUAUUUCAAAAUUAGAACAGUCUGAAUCGAAGAAUACUCAGCGACAUCAAAUUGAACAUAUUAAACCGAUCCAUUCAAUACUUGUACAUAAAUCAACUGUGAAUAUACUUAAAUGGUUACCCAAUGCCGUAAAUAAGUUUAUUUCGAGUGAUACUGAUGGUAAUAUUUAUUACCAUGAUCUACGAGAUGAUGAUAAAUCUAUUCACAAUAAAUUAUUUCCAUUCAAUAAAGAGACUUCUAGUGAACUAUCACCAGUUGUGGAUUUAACAAUUUCAAGAGAUGGUAGAUUAGUUGCAUGGAGCACUAAUGAUGAAAAAAUAUACGUCAUAGAUAUUGAAAGAAAUACCUUUCAAGAGUUAAAACCCAUAUCGAAUGAAAAACCAGUGGUACAUAGAAGUUUGGCAUUUAAUAAUACUACAAAUUACCUUGUUGCAGUUGGAGACGACACACAAUUGAAUGUAUUUCAAUAUGAAUUCGAUAAUACAGGAUCGUAUAAAUUCAGAUGCAUAAAUAAAAUCACGAGAUUGUUUAGUAAUAAUACACUCAACGUUAAGUAUAAGAGAAUUUCAUGGUCUCCAGACGGAGAGUUAUUAUCCGUACCGACGGCUUCUAAAGGUCAAACUACCUUAAUUUCAUUAAUUUCUUCUACCUUCAAUUGGACUAAUAGGGAAAGCUUGGUUGGCCAUGAUUUGAGCUGUGAAGUUGUUAAGUUCAGUCCAAAUAUUUAUUCAAAAAAAGAAAGUGAUGAUGAGGAAUUGUAUAACAUUCUUGCAUCUGGAGGGUCAGAUAAAACUCUUGCUAUUUGGAACACUUCAAAUUCAACUCCAAUACUACUCUUGGAAAAUUUAGUAGCCAAUGCUCAGAUAUAUGAUUUGGCUUGGACUGAUACAGAAAAUAUAAUAUUUUGUACGUCUUCUGGACAAUUAGGAAUAGUGACUUUUGAAGAGCAUGAAUUGGGUUUCCCAGUCGAUGAAGUGGUUGUUGAAAACUUAAAAAAAUUAACAGUUGAAAAAAUGAAGGCUUUAGAUUAUAGAUACGAAUAUGAUCAAUCAUCUGGUAGUAGAAAAGUCAUGGCACCACUAGAGUUUGCAGAUCAAGAAAGGGCUAUCAAAAUUGCAAAAGAUAAACAAGCUGAUGAUCAUUCUCAAAAAGCAAUAGAAAUUGUUAGCGAACCGGAGGUUGAGGACAACCAAAUAAAGGGGUCAAUUGAACCAAAAGUUAUUGAACCGACCCAACCAAGAAAUGAUUCCAAUCUCGCGACCCCCAAGCUGGUAUCAAUUCAAAAUACACCACCUUUGGAAGCGAAGCAAACUAGAAAACCUAAUCCCCCCACACAAGAAUUAAAUUUAAAUAAACAGAAAUCCACUACUAAAAAUGGUAAAAGAAGAAUUCAACCCACGUUGUUGACAAAUAAUGAUUCAGUUUCCACCACGAAUACUCUAGUGAGAGUCAAUUCCACACAGUCAAAUGCAAUAGUCAGUAAAGAUCCUAUGGAAUUUGACAAAGCUUCAUAUUCUGUAACAGAUGAAUUUUAUAGAUCAAAGCGAAUACGACAAGAGGAUACUAAUGGUACAAUAAAAAAACCAAAGCGGGAAAUGGAACCAAUUAAAUAUAUUGGUUCAGUUAUAAUUAAUCCAAAUACUUCUUUUGCAAAAACUAGACUAUCAGCUCCUAAAAUAAAAUUUGAGUUUCAAUUAAAAGGUCAAAAGGCUGAAGAUUUAUACACAUUAGAUAUAAAAAAUGGCUCUGGAAAUGAAACAAAACCAUCAAGAGUAACGUGUUUCCGAAAAGAUAAAGAAAUCUGGUGUGAUUUUAUUCCGAAACUAAUACAACUAGCAUGUGAAGGUGGUUCGUUUUGGGCAAUUGCUACUGCAGACGGACAAAUAUUGACUUAUUCUCAUUUAUCGGGUAAGAGAAUACUACCGCCAAUAAUUUUAGGAUCUAGCCUUGCAUAUUUGGAAAGUCACAGUAAAUAUUUAAUGGCAGUUACUACACUUGGUGAACUUUAUGUUUGGAACUUGGAAAUUAAAAAAAUUGAACUAAACUGCCUGAUAUCCGGGUUAUUGGAUUUGAAUUCAAGAUUUCAAGAUGACGGUUUAACAAAAUCUGAUACAAUCACGUUAUGCGCCGUAACUUCAUUGGGAAUUCCAUUGGUCACGCUUUCGAACGGUUCUGGUUAUUUGUAUAACAAAGAGUUAGCAACGUGGCAGACUAUCACUGAAGCUUGGUGGUUGUUUGGCUCUCAUUACUGGGACAGCACGGAUGAUGGAAAGAAUUCAUUGCAGUCAUUGAAUAUGUUUGAUGAUGAAGAUUCAAUCUUGGAAGUUUUGGAAAAUAAAACAAACGAGGAAGUUAUUAAGAAAACAAGGACUGGAAGAGGCAAAUUUUUCAAUAAGAUCUCUAAAAACAUGUUGAUGAAAGAAGGAUUUGAAAGUUUGGAGAAUACUAUAUCUAUUAGUCAUUUAGAGAAUAGAAUAUUAUGUUGUGAAAUUUUGGGCGAAAGUAAAGAUUUUCACAAAUACUUCAAAACUUAUGUUCAAAGAAUCUGUGAAUUGGGUUUCAAAGCCAAAUUGUUCGAAGUUUGUGAUGAAUUGUUGGGACCAACUGAUGAUGUCGACUCGCAAAAUCAAUGGAAUCCAAAAAUUUGUGGUUUUAACAAACGAGAUCUUUUGAAGGAAGUUAUUACUUUGUGUUCACAAUAUAGAGAUGCUCAAAGAGUAUUGUAUCAUUUCAGUAGUAAGAUAGGCAUGAUUAAUGAUGAAUUGGAUGGUAAUGGUAUGGAAUAA
This is a messenger RNA of Lodderomyces pseudojiufengensis, 2922 nucleotides long. RefSeq lists its product as uncharacterized. The record is from RefSeq and is a predicted model, not a curated record. NCBI's taxonomy places the organism in Eukaryota, Fungi, Ascomycota, Pichiomycetes, Serinales, Debaryomycetaceae. Gene Ontology annotation, cellular component: HIR complex; nucleus. Gene Ontology annotation, biological process: chromatin remodeling; DNA-templated transcription; regulation of DNA-templated transcription. Gene Ontology annotation, molecular function: nucleosome binding; protein binding. The transcript has a single exon. The coding region runs from base 1 to 2922 and encodes 973 amino acids.